Messenger RNA from Elgaria multicarinata webbii, 2448 nucleotides. RefSeq names its product syntaxin 10 (gene STX10). Gene Ontology annotation, cellular component: synaptic vesicle membrane; SNARE complex; endomembrane system. Gene Ontology annotation, biological process: retrograde transport, endosome to Golgi; intracellular protein transport; vesicle fusion. Gene Ontology annotation, molecular function: SNAP receptor activity; SNARE binding. NCBI's taxonomy places the organism in Eukaryota, Metazoa, Chordata, Lepidosauria, Squamata, Anguidae. The record is from RefSeq and is a predicted model, not a curated record. Bases 396 to 1133 code for a protein of 245 amino acids. The transcript has 8 exons.
CCAGGAGGAAGCGAAAGCGAGAGGAGGAUGGAGGAAAAGCGAAAAGACGCCUCCAAACCAGGGCACUAAGAAGUUCCAAGGAGGAGGUUCCUGCGUCCUCUACCCACUAAGUUCAAAGCGCCCUCUUCUCUUCCCCUCUUGCCGCUCUUCGGUAGAAAGGCUGGCGGUUCCUCUUCCGAAGGGAGAAAGGAACAACAACAACAAAAAGCCCCCGGGAGUUCCGCGGGAUUAGAAAGAACUGCCCGGAGUAAACGUGGCUGCCUACACAGCUUCAGCUCAGAGGGAAGGAGGGCGGGACGGGAGGUUUCGCCCAUAGACUUAUAUGGUCUCGGCUCAGACGCUGCUCUCCGGCUAGCUGGACACUUCGGGAAGGCAACGCACGCGACCGAUCCACCAUGUCUUUGGAGGACCCGUUUUUCGUGGUGAAAGGGGAAGUUCAGAAAGCAGUGAAUACAGCUCGGGGGCUCUAUCAGCGCUGGUGCCAGCUGCUCCAGGAGACACAUGUGGUCACCAAAGAGGAGCUUGACUGGACUACCAAUGAACUACGCAACAGCUUGCGCAGCAUCGACUGGGACUUGGAGGACCUGGAGGAAACCAUUUGCAUCGUGGAGUCUAACCCGCGCAAGUUCAAAAUCGAGCCCAGUGAGGUUGUGGAACGGCGGUCUUUUGUCACAGAGAUGCGGGAAUCAGUCAAGGAAAUGCGGGAUCAUAUAUCCAGUCCAGCAUCACAGGCCUUUGUGGAGCAGAAAAACAGAAUGCUGGUGGGGAGCAGGGAUCACGCUCCGCUGCUGGAUGCGGAAGAUGUGACGACGGCCAAUUCACACACUUUGGAGGAGGAGCAGCUGCAUCAGAAGUUGAUCAUCGAGGAGCAGGAUGAGCAGCUGGAGUUGGUCUCUGGCAGCAUUCGAGUGCUGAAACACAUGUCUGGCCGAGUUGGGGAAGAGCUGGAUGAACAGUCUAUCAUGCUGGAGGACUUUGCCCACGAGAUGGACAGUACACACAGCCGCAUGGACGGAGUGCUCAAAAAGAUGGCCAGAGUCUCCCACGUGACCAGCGAACGGCGCCAGUGGUGCGUCAUCGGCCUGUUGAUAAUCAUCGUGGUGGUGGUGCUGAUACUUCUCUUUGCUCCGUGAACCCAAUAGCAGAAUGGAUGUGGGGGAAGGCCCGGCAGGUACCACCCUUUCCCUGCCAAGUGGAAUGCUUGGAGCCACCCUGGGCUUUUAUCCGGUUCAAGGGGGUGGCGAAACCUCGCCAGGCACGAAGGAAAAGGAGUCACUUCAGUGGAAGGGAUGGUGUAUUUCUAACAGGGCUGCUCUCGCUUACACUCAGACUAUUAGCUGUUGGAGGCUGCAGAUCCGUUAAAAAGGACAGAUUGGAUUCUCAGAGGUUAGUCGCUUUACUAAGGGAAUCUACAGAAUCGCCUUCUGAUCUGUGGAGUCUUUAAGAGGCUAGGGAGGGUGAAAUCACACAAACAUGUCUGUGCCUCUUAAAUGUAGAGACCAUCUCGCACAUGUCUGUGUUACCACCACUGCAAGUAGAAGUACCAGUGCAGGUUCCCUCUUUUGGACAGCCUUUUCCUCCCACCUCCAGCUGUAAUACACCACCACCACCACCCAGCUGACUAAUCUAAUUGCUGUUAAAAGAUCCAUUCAUGCCCUAUAUUUGAAUGGGAAGAAGUUGGCUCUGCAUUAAAUGUGUCUGUGGCUGAAACGCAAUGGACCAACCUGUCAGUUUCACCUCUGCCGGUGCCAAAUGGGAACUGUGUCUGGAUUGGCUGAACUGGACAAAGAUCUGUCUUGUUUCUUAAAGGGUGAAAUUACUCAGGGUUGAGGAUAGUCCUAAGCUGACUCACUAUGUGCCAAGAAACCAAUUUUGCUUAAUGAAACUGGGAACAGAGCCCAAGGCGCUCUCUCUUAACCAGAUGCCAGUUCCCCUCCAGAAACAGGGAGGAUAAUGUUAGAACCCCAUCACCCAGAUCUAGGCCUCAGUGCUGUGCUUCAAGAUACAAGUGAUGCUGAUAUUUCUGGGCUAUUGCUAAGUACUCCAAUUUGCAACAAUGUCAGUUCAAUCUGCUGUCCCCAUCUCAAGCGCUUGAUCUAUUAAAUUGGACAAACCGUCUCCCCUGAAGCCUAAAUCUCUGCCGAUGCUUAUGUAAUGCUACUUUCAGCCAAGUCUAAAUGACUCAUAGCCUUAUCUGGAGGAUAGGAAAGGCCUCUGUGGGACAUCAACUCAAAGACAUUCUAUGUUUUUAUCACGUAUUAUAAAGUAGGGGUAUCUAGACUUUAGGCUUGUGAGAGCGACUGUGUUUUUUACUAGAACUCUUAAGAUCCAGCAAUCGAAGCCCAGAGCAAAAUACAUACAAUUUAGAAUGAAAGAAUUCUAAGCCCAGGAAUUUGGUUUGAGCUCUGGAACUGAACAGAGUUCACAGUCCUUUCUUAUCCUGUUUUC